UUCGCUUUCGCUUUCGCUUUGCCUCCCGCCAUCGCGACGGGCGGCAGCGGCGGCGCCGGGGGCCGGCGGCCGCGGCAGGCGGUCUGGGGGCUGCCGGGGCUGCGGCGCGGCGCGGUGCGGUGCGGUGCGGUGCCGCGCCACGCGCCCCAGGGCUGUGCCCAGCGGGGGAAUUCCCGCCGUUCCUUCCCGGCUCCCUCAGGCGGCGGGUGUAAAAUGGCGCCGCGGCGGCGGGCCGGGCCGCCCCCAUGGCCGUCGCUGGCCGUGGCGGCGGGGCUGGUGGGGCUGCUGAGCGCGGCUCUGGCUCUCGGCGGUGACAGCACGCCCUUCCCCUGGCAGGGGGUGAGACUCCCCAAGGAUGUUGUCCCACUGCGUUACCACCUCGUCAUCCAUCCCAACCUCACCACCCUGACCUUCGCCGGCAGCGCCGCCAUCGAGGUUACAGUCACCUGGCAGACCAGCGCGGUAGUCCUGCACAGCAAGCACCUGAGGAUCGCCAGGGCCACCGUCGAGGCUGGCCACGGCCGCCCGGCGCAGGAGGCGCGGGUGGUGGAGCAGCAGGCCCUGGAGCAGGUGGCACUCCUCACCGCUGAGCCCCUGCGGGCUGGGCACAACUACACCCUCCGCAUCCAGUACCGGGCAAAUCUCUCCGAGUCCUUCCAUGGCUUUUAUAAAAGCACCUACAGGACCCGGGAAGGAGAACUCAGAGUGCUUGCAGCAACACAGUUUGAGCCGACAGCUGCGCGAAUGGCCUUCCCAUGUUUUGAUGAACCAGCCUUCAAAGCCAGGUUCUCAAUUAAGAUCAGGAGGGAACCAAAGCACCUUGCGCUGUCCAAUAUGCCAAUUGUGAAGUCUGUGAAUCUAACUCCCUGGCUUGUUGAGGACCAUUUUGAUACCACUGUCAAGAUGAGUACGUACCUCGUGGCCUUUAUCGUUUCGGACUUUAAAUCCGUCAGCAAAAUAACCAGUCGCGGAGUUAAGAUUUCUGUGUAUACGGUGCCAGACAAGAUCAAGCAAGCUGAUUACGCGUUGGAUGCUGCGGUGAAACUUUUAGACUUCUAUGAGGAUUACUUCAGCAUUCCAUAUCCUUUACCGAAACAAGAUUUAGCAGCUCUUCCUGAUUUUCAGUCUGGUGCUAUGGAAAACUGGGGAUUGACCACAUACCGGGAAUCCGCAUUGUUGUAUGACCCUGAAAAGUCCUCGGCGUCUUCUAAACUUCAGAUUACUAUGAUAAUAGCCCAUGAGCUGGCUCAUCAGUGGUUUGGCAACCUUGUUACCAUGGAGUGGUGGAAUGACCUGUGGUUAAAUGAAGGGUUUGCGAAGUUUAUGGAGUUCGUCUCAGUCAGCGUUACCCAUCCAGAACUGAGAGUUGAAGACUAUUUCUUACGGAGAUGUUUUGAUGCCAUGGCAGUGGAUGCCUUAAAUUCCUCACACGCUAUAUCUACUUCUGUGGAAGAUCCAGCUCAAAUUUUAGAAAUGUUUGAUAGCGUUUCCUAUGAGAAGGGAUCUUGCGUAUUAAAUAUGCUGAGGGACUACCUGACUGCUGAUGUGUUUAAAGCUGGACUUGUCCAGUACCUGCAGAAAUACAGCUAUCAGAAUACAAAAAAUGAAGAUUUGUGGAACAGCAUGACAAAUAUUUGCCCUACAAUAGGUAACGAUAAAAAUGGACUACCAGGUGAUGGUUUUUGCAGAAGCAGCCAACAGUCAUCUUCAAGUGCACACUGGACUAACAGAGAACCUCCUGACGUGAGGGCAAUGAUGGACACCUGGACGCUGCAAAAAGGCUUUCCCCUGGUAACUGUCACAGUGAGAGGGAAGAACGUCCACCUGCAGCAGGAGCGCUACGUGAAGGGAGUAGACGCUGCCUUGUCCACAGGGUACUCGUGGCACGUUCCUCUAACCUACAUUACCAGUAAAUCUGACACGGUGGAGAGAUUUUUGAUGACAACUAAAGCAGAUGUCAUUAUCCUCCCGGAAGAGGUGGAGUGGGUUAAAUUCAACGUGGACAUGAAUGGGUAUUACAUUGUGCACUACGAAGAUGACGGAUGGGAUCGCCUGAUUAACCUUUUGAAAGAGAACCACACAGCAAUUAGCAGCAACGACAGAGCCAGUCUGGUUAACAACGUAUUCCAGCUCGUGAGCGUAAACAAAUUGUCGAUUUCCAAAGCUUUUGAUUUGAGUUUGUACCUGAAACACGAAAGACAAAUCAUGCCUGUACUCCAGGGUAUGAGCGAGCUGAUUCCUAUAUACAGGCUUGUGGAGAGGAGGGAUACGGAUGGUACAGAGAAACAGUUAAAGGAGUAUAUAGUCAAUCUGUUUAAAGACCUGAUUGACGAGCAGUCUUGGAGCGAUGAAGGCUCAGUGUCUGAGAGAUUUCUUAGGCGCUCGCUGCUGCUGUUCGCCUGCGUGCACAGGUACCAGCCGUGCGUGGACAAAGCCAAAGGAUAUUUUACAGAAUGGCAGAAAUCCAACGGGACCUUGAGCUUGCCAGCAGAUGUGAAGGCAGCAGUGUAUGCUGUCGGAGCGCAAACAUCCGAAGGCUGGGAUUUCCUGCUCAGUAAAUACAGACUGCACUCCUUCAGCGUGGAGAGAGACGACAUCGAAUGGGCUCUCAGCCUCAGCAGAAGUAAGGACAAGCUUCAGUGGUUAAUGGAUCAAGGUCUGCGUGGUGACAUCGUAAGAACUCAGGAUCUUCCACAUAUUAUUGUAUUUGUUUCCAAAAACCCAUCCGGCUAUCAUCUGGCUUGGACGUUUUUGAAAGCAAAUUGGGAGAAAUUCGUAGAAAAAUUUGAACUCGGUUCGAAUUCCAUAGCCACCAUCGUCACUGGAGUGACAAGUCGGUACUCUACAAGGUCACAGCUUGCACAGGUGAAAGAAUUCUUCAGUUCUCUGGAUGAAAAAAGCGCACGGCUUCGCUGUGUCCAGCAAGCUAUCGAAACCAUUGAAGACAACAUACAAUGGAUGGAUAGAAAUUUGGAGAAAGUCAAGACAUGGCUGCAAAACAACCAUCUGUAAAUUAAGGCACCUUGCUUAUUUUUGUCAGAAGUAACUGAAAAGGCAUGAAAAAGGAGGGCUGGAGGGACAGCUCAAUGGGAUAGAUUUGUUUGGGAGGCACUGUAAGGCGGGCUAAUGCUGCUGCUGCUCAGGAUUUGUCUGUCUCACGGUUGCGGCUUGCUGGGAACAGACCCGGUCCUUUCACUGAUGUCUCCCCAGGUGACACUUCUGAGAGCAGGGGGAUGCUGUGGCGUGAAUUAAGGCGGGGGGGGCGGGGGUUGUGUGACCGCUAGAAAUGCGAAAUGCAUUGCUUCUGAAAAAGCCGAAGGUACUGUGAGAUGAACAACCCAGAGGAACUUCCCACCUGCAGGUGCUGACCCUUCGCUGUCGUUCCUGCAAAGGUACAAUGGGCCGCGCUACUCAACACUGACACGCGCUACAGCCCUACCGCGUUGCGGACACGUCUUUAUCCUUAGGGUUUGUGUUCCCAGGGGAGUAAUUUUGACAAGCCUGUACCUUGGAUCAAGCGUCAGGUAAUUAAAAAACCCCCACGUACCAAGUGUAGUUAAAAUUGCCUCAAUCCAAGUAAAUACGACAAGGCCCAUCCCUGCGAGCUCUCUGGCGGUGUCUCAGGGCUGGGGACAUUGCGGUGGCUGCACGCUGCCGAGGUGCCCGUAACGCCACCCUCUCGCCAGAGUCCUGCCCGGCUCCUCCUGCUGCCGGUGUGGAUACUUUCCCCGCCCUGGAAAUAUUCUUGUGCUUUUAGGUAACAAGUACGUACAUUUUCUGUGCAAAAAUAAAAAAAACCCAGUUGGUGGAUUAUA
Chroicocephalus ridibundus (black-headed gull) is the source of this 3815-nucleotide messenger RNA. RefSeq names its product endoplasmic reticulum aminopeptidase 1-like. Gene Ontology annotation, molecular function: zinc ion binding; peptide binding; metalloaminopeptidase activity. NCBI's taxonomy places the organism in Eukaryota, Metazoa, Chordata, Aves, Charadriiformes, Laridae. The record is from RefSeq and is a predicted model, not a curated record. The transcript is spliced from 18 exons. Bases 214 to 3012 code for a protein of 932 amino acids. Gene Ontology annotation, biological process: proteolysis; peptide catabolic process. Gene Ontology annotation, cellular component: cytoplasm.